AUGACAGAUGCAGAGGUGAAGACAUCUUCCGUUCCGCUAAAUUUCGGAGAAGUUCCCAUCGAUGUCCAACGCGUUAAUAGUGGCUCAGAAGAUGCAUCUGGCAAGAACGGCUUACAUGCACGACGAGAAGAAGCAGAAGAAGUUGCCGCUCUUCGAGAAUUUACCGUAGUUCAGGGUUGGUGGAAUACCCACGUAUGGAUUCUGAAGCAACAGCUGGACUUCGACGACGUACUGAAAGACCCCCGACCCCAAAGCCAAAGGCGAGGAAGUUCUGGUAGCGUAGAAGCAGUUGUUGUUGCGAUGCAAGAAGGCUCAGAGUCGUCCCGACUUGGACAAGGGAGAGCAACGACGUUUAGCUUCCCCUUCCUAUUCUUCAAAGAUGCACUGGAUGCUGAAUGUUUGAAAGACACUGUAUUACACACAGAGACUCUGGAUAGGCCCGAGAGAGUUCAAACCGGUUUGGCAACCAUUCUCACUGCAGACGGACACACAGGAAAGAGGCAGACGGGAACUUCUGGUUUUGAGAGGCGCGCUCUUCAGGGCCUCCGCUAUUUUUCCACCGAGUCCCCAGAUUCUGAGGAAACGCUUGGGAGGCGUCGCGUCCUCUCUAAACUUGUUCUCCCACUGGGUAUGCCAUCAACAAAUAACGGCGGCAUCGGCAUUCCCGACAGUCUGCCACAGAAGCCUGAAAUCACAUUAGAAACUACAGCUAAGACGGCUUCCAACAGCCGAAAGCCCGAGUCUGGGUAUGCAUCGACAGAGAGAAGUCAUGACUCUUUAGAAUAUCUUAAUCUACGUCACCUAUCCAGCAAGAGAGUUGGUUCGCCGUCCUGGUUGAUCCACGAGCGUCUAGGACGAGAGCCUCAAAGGCGGGAAGAAAACAAGCGCCAAUGUGGAGCAAGAGCAUUCCUUCUGGCCUCUUGGGAUGAAGGGCAAGCAGCGUCGAGCGAGCUGAAAGGAGACGGGGAGUCACAGAAACACGGCAAACGGGGUGCAGCUGGCAUCGAGAAGGCACAGCAACAAAAUGCAAGCCAUAUCAUAAGUAAGAAGCUCUCUGCAUUGAGUUCUGGGAAAGGUACAGGUUUUAGCGGUCCCUCACCCUCUGAGGAGACUGGCACAAAUGGCGUGAACUUUGGAGGGGAGCAAAGCCGCGAGAUUCCACCGGAGAACGUCACAGCUGUCGUCCUUGAGGAGUCUGUCGGAGAUGUGACUUUCUUCUGGAACGUAGAAUCUGACGUUGGCAAACUAUUCCUCCAGCCGGCUAGUAUAUCAACAAUACUUCGCGAUCAUCGAGCCAAAUCCCGUUUCGCCAACGGUCAAGAACAAAGGUCGGUUGUUGGAUUUAUUCUGCAAGACAUACUCGACCAGAGAGCCGUCGCAGCCAGCUCAGUGCCGCUGGUUGAACCGAAAGCGCUUGCACACCAAAGCAUUUGGGAAUCGGUAGCGCAUUCGCUUUUCUUCGGCGACUUUAUGCCAAGCACAACCGAGACCUCCAGUAUUUUUUCGUCGCCUUCCGGCUGCCAGUCUCACUGGCUUGGAGACGGCAUAUGCGAUGAGUUGUGUGACACUGGAAUAUACGGCUUUGACCGAGGCGACUGCCCCCACCGUAAUCCUGCUGCAGAACAGCUUCUCGAGCAACAAGAAGAGCAGUAUGCCACAGCAAGGCCGUUUGCAUCAAUACGAAAGGCAGUUAUAGAUGCAUAUGCAAACCCUCCAGAACGUCUUUGCGUAGACCAGAACAACCGACCACUAUGCCCUCCUUCGCUCCACUGCCUGGAUGAUGGAUCAUGCGGCUGCCGCGAAGGGUACACGAUGGAGAGCGGAGGCUGUGUUGAUGUUGACGAAUGCUCCAAUGGCCUUGCAAGCUGCGCACCUCCGUCUGUUGCAACCUGCGUCAACACCAGCGGAGGAUACUUUUGUAGUUGCGUUGAUGGCUACGAAGGCGACGGCCGUCAGUGCGUUGCCAGCCCCUCCACAGCUGAGGCGGAGAUUUCUAUUGCCAUGGACUAUCAGAAAACCAUUGCAGCUGCUGGAGGGAAGGACAUGCUUAAAGAGGCGUUGAUCGAUGCGAUAUUACAGAGAAAUCUUGAAGGGCCAUCGAAAGCUCUGAAAUCCAUGACCUACAUAUGUGUGGCUCGAAAAAAAAAACCGGAGGACCGGCCUUUCGCUCUGCAGGCAAUCCCAGCUCUAGGUGAUCGAAAGCGCAUUGAGGUCCAUAACAUGUGCGAAGGAAGCAUCAAUGCUACAAUUCGGAUCCACCCUCCAACAGGCGACGGGCCAUCGUAUCUAGAUGGAUCAGACAACUUAAGGCAGCUUACAGCAGCUGAAGUUCUUCUGGCUCUUCAGGAACAGCUGGCGGAGCCACUGUCGUCUCUCAGGACUGGGCCAUUUGGGGAGUAUGCGUCGUACACAACGAUCGGUGAGUAA
Messenger RNA from Eimeria maxima, 2427 nucleotides. RefSeq names its product Pro-epidermal growth factor, related. Lineage: Eukaryota; Apicomplexa; Conoidasida; Eucoccidiorida; Eimeriidae. The record is from RefSeq and is a predicted model, not a curated record. Gene Ontology annotation, molecular function: calcium ion binding. Bases 1 to 2427 code for a protein of 808 amino acids. The transcript is spliced from 9 exons.